Molecule: messenger RNA, 1294 nt
Organism: Lolium rigidum
Lineage: Eukaryota; Viridiplantae; Streptophyta; Magnoliopsida; Poales; Poaceae
Product: tetratricopeptide repeat protein 33-like
Exons: 6
Coding region: 475-1098 (207 amino acids)
Molecular function (GO): protein binding
Source: RefSeq, a predicted model, not a curated record
UACCCUUCUCGUAGCCACACAUGGCACCUCAUGGAUCGUCGUUUCCGUCGCCGGCGACCCUACCUCCCGGUCCCGGAGCAACGUACUCCCGGCAACUCUGCAUUUCGUACCGCAGCUUCGCCGCUGCUCCGGCGACUCUGCCAUUCACCGCCUUUUCGUUGCCGGCGCCGCCAGCAUUUUCUUACCCCGCCGGACGGACGCAGCCGCUCCAUAGUCGGGCGAUUCAGCCGGGCCUUGGAAUUAGGCCUAGCAGCCAAACCAGAAACCACUACUUGGGCUGGCACCACACGAUUAAGCAAAUUCCAAUAUUUAAGAGGGUCAAAAUGAAAAAUCCUGUUUAAGUCGAACUCUCUAGUUUCUACCGGAGCGGCGGUCCUCCAGCCUCGUGCUUCGAUCCUGCAAGCUGAGCGACCGACCAACCGAUCGAACCGAGAAACCGUCGUUGGUGCAUGCUCCUGGAUCCGCCUUUACGCAAUGAAGAUAGCAUGGAAUAAGAAUGCCAAGACGAAGAGGCAGCCGGUGGUAGCAUCAGCUAAGCCAGGGCUGCCAUUUGGUGCUGAGGGCGACAACGAUGAGGAUGAAAAGAAAGGAAGCGAAGAAGCAGGAACUGAAUAUCCUGCAACCAAGCCACUUGAUACCGCCCAGUCGCUCCAACACCAAGGGAACAAGCUAGCUGAGGAAGGGAAGUACCAUGAAGCGCUCAGUAAGUGGGAGGCUUCACUUAGCUUGGUACCAGAUAAUGUAAUAAUUCACGAACAGAAAGCUCAGGUUUUACUUGAGUUGGGAGAUGCAUGGCGUGCAUUGACAGCAGCGACUAGAGCAACAGAAGUUGAACCAUCAUGGCCUGAGGCUUGGGUAACUCUCGGUAGAGCACAGUUAAAUUUUGGAGAGCCAGAUAAAGCCAUUGAAUCUUUUGACAGGGCACUAGCAAUCAAGCCUGACUACAGUGAGGCAAAAGCUGACCGUGAUACCGCAUCCCGUCUUGUAAGAAAACGAGGACAAUUGCACUCUUCGGGCGAUCUGAAUGCUAACAAGAGACGUUUCACGGUUGGAGGGAAUUCGGAGAAGGAAGUGAAGAGUGAAGAGGAGGAUGCAUGACUCGUGACUGUAGGGUGUAGGCUAUAUUCUGUUAUCAUGUUAAGAGAAAUGCGACAGGAGUUGCUGAGAGGCUACUGAUUCUGCCAAAUUGUCGCUGUUCUGUUGAUUUGAGGGAAGUGGAUGUACAGCACAAUGGAAUUUAUUAACUUGUACUGUUUGCGGCACAAAUGAUAAUUCAGCAUUACGGUUCAGAGGA